Messenger RNA from Anguilla anguilla (European eel), 4829 nucleotides. RefSeq names its product A disintegrin and metalloproteinase with thrombospondin motifs 5 (gene adamts5). The transcript has 8 exons. The coding region runs from base 449 to 3223 and encodes 924 amino acids. NCBI's taxonomy places the organism in Eukaryota, Metazoa, Chordata, Actinopteri, Anguilliformes, Anguillidae. Gene Ontology annotation, molecular function: zinc ion binding; metalloendopeptidase activity. Gene Ontology annotation, biological process: proteolysis; extracellular matrix organization. The record is from RefSeq and is a predicted model, not a curated record.
UUGCUCUCCACUUUACUCUCUCGUUUGCAUCGUGGCGCCGGGGUGGGAGUUGACCGCUAAGCGUUAGGAGCCUCAGAAGCACUUGACUUGGCUUUGAUUACUACAUACACGAGACCGUAUAUCCGAGAGAGAAGAGAGAGAGAGAGUGCAAGGGGGCAGGACUUCUUUUCUCUUCUGCUUUUAAGUGGAAACUGUUUUUCGUUCUCAAAGUUCAGCUCAGUUCUCGCAAGCGGCGUUUCCUCUCCAAGCUGCAAGAGUUUAUUUUGUGCGCCAAUGUCUUUGUUCUUUCGCCUUUUUAUACUUUUUAGGGGGAGCCUGAGUAUCAAAAGGCAAUGCUCCUCCUAAUUAGACCCACUACUCGUAUUAAUUUAACUUCCAUCGCAUUGCACUUUUUGUUCAUGCUAUUUUGAGCUGGGAUAUAAAAUAUAGUUUACUUUGACUGUUUUGGAUGAAGAUGACCUACGUGUAUCGUUCGUUAUCUGAAAGCAAGAUGCUGGUUAAGUUUAUCUUACUGUGCGUGCUGGAGUUCUAUGCCGGUGAUGCAGUUUCCGACGCCGGUCUUGUCACUUUCAAGGAAUCUGUUCCACCUGUGAGCGAUUCGCUUCUCGCACCUGCCCUCCGUAAAAACGGAAUAGUGCAAAACAUCGAUCGGAUCUACCACGGGGGUGGAAAAGUUGGCUAUCUGCUCUAUGUGGACGGCAGGAAAUUUCAAUUGGAUAUGGAAAGGGAUGAAGCGCUGUUAUCCCGACACUUCAGUUCCAAGUAUGUGGAUGCGAUACAUACGACUGGCGACCGUGUAAAACCACUACACAAGGAGUGCGUUUACCGUGGCACGGUGGAUUCCAAUCCAGAAUCUCUUGCGCUUUUCAGUCUGUGCCGUGGCCAGCUGGAAGGAUUUUUUGCGGUGAAGCACGCCCGCUACACUAUCAGACCGCUCACCAGGGUGAAAGGACACGAGAACGAUGCGCAUUCCACGGAGGACGCAGCCUCAGACCCGGUACUUCACUAUUAUACGCGAGAGGGUUUCAGUUUUGAGGCAAUGCCAGUGCGUGAGAGCUGUGGCACGCGAGAAGGGCGAGGGCGCAGGCAUGCCAACGGGAAGCGCCGUCGCGGGGAACUGGGAAGGAGAACUCGCAGUCGCAGUUUUGCGCUGGAUGGAAACGGGCGCAAAGCGCAUGACGCAAAGUGGUGGCUGUCAAGGUCCGAUUCUCACAUAUCAGGUAAGAGGCGCAAGAGGUCGGUUUCUCGCGCCAGGCACGUGGAACUGCUUCUAGUUGCUGACGAGACCAUGUCCAAGAAGUAUGGCAAGGAUCUGAAUCACUACCUGUUGACGCUGGCUUCUAUCGCCUCCAAACUCUAUGGCCACGCCAGCAUUGAGAACCCCAUCCGUCUGUCAGUGGUGAAAGUGGUGUUGGUGACAGAUAAGGAGAAGGGACUGGAGAUUUCCAAAAAUGCAGCAUCCACACUCAAGAGUUUCUGCAAAUGGCAGAAUCAGCAGAAUCCACUGGAUGAUGACCACCAAGAGCACCACGAUGCUGCCAUCCUCUUCACCAGGCAGGACCUGUGUGGGCACCACUCCUGUGACACGCUGGGCAUGGCGGACGUGGGCACCAUCUGCUCUCCGGAGAGGAGCUGCGCCGUGAUCGAGGACGACGGGCUGCACGCCGCAUUCACCGUGGCGCACGAGAUCGGGCACCUCCUGGGUCUGUCUCAUGACGACUCAAAGUUCUGCGAGGAGCGCUUUGGCUCCAGCGAGGACAAGCGCCUCAUGUCCUCCAUCCUGACCUCCAUCGACGCCUCCAAGCCCUGGAGCCGCUGCACCUCCUCCACCAUCACCGACUUCUUCGACGACGGCAACGCGGAAUGCCUGCUGGACUCCCCCCGCCAGUCCAUCCUGGGUCCCGAGGAGCUGCCGGGCCAGAGCUACGACGCCAUCCGCCAGUGCCGGCUGGCGUUCGGGGCGGAGUACACGGUGUGCCCGGGCAUGGACGUGUGCGCCCGUCUGUGGUGCGCGGUGAUCCGGCAGGGCCAGAUGGUCUGCCUCACCAAGAAGCUGCCGGCCGUGGAGGGCACGCCCUGCGGCAAGGGCCGCAUCUGCCUGCACGGCAAGUGCGUGGACAAGACCCGCAAGAAGCAGUACACGACCUCGAACCAUGGCAGUUGGAGUUCGUGGGGGUCCUGGGGCUCGUGCUCUCGUUCAUGCGGUGGGGGGGUGCAAUUCGCUCACCGUCUGUGCAACAACCCUCCCCCCCGGAAUAACGGGAGGUACUGCACAGGCAAGAGAGCCAUCUACAGGUCCUGCAACGUCAGCCCCUGCCCAGAGCCCAGCAAGAGCUUCCGUCUCCAGCAGUGCGAGGCGCGGAACGGGCCCCAAACUGACCCCAAGGGGGUGAAGACGUUCGUGGAAUGGGUCCCCAAAUUCGCCGGGGUCCUGCCCGGGGAUGUGUGCAAACUGACAUGUCGAGCCAAGGGAACAGGAUACUAUGUAGUGUUCUCCCAGAGGGUGACAGACGGGACAGAGUGCAGGCCGUACAGCAGUUCGGUGUGUGUGAAGGGGAAGUGUGUGCGCACCGGAUGCGAUGGGAUCAUCGGCUCCAAACUGCAGUUCGACAAGUGUGGCAUCUGUGGAGGGGAUAGCACUUCCUGUGUGAAGGUGAUGGGAAAUUUCACCAAGAAGAGUAAGGGCUACACGGACGUGGUGAAGAUUCCGGAAGGUUCCACGCACAUCAAGAUCCGUCAGCACAAGCCCAAGGACCAGCUGCGCUUCACGGCCUACCUGGCGCUGCGGCGGGCCGCCGGGGACUACCUGCUCAACGGGAAGUUCAUGAUCUCCACGUCGGAGACGGUCAUCCCCCUCAGCGGCAUGGUGCUCAACUACAGCGGCUGGAGCCAGAGGGACGACUUCCUGCACAGCAUGGGGCCCGGGGCCCUGCGCGAGCAGCUGACCGUGCAGAUCCUGGCCACCGACGCCAAGCGCCCGCUCGACGUGCGCUACAGCUUCUUCGCGCCGCGCCAGGCGGCCCCGCCCUCGCCGCCGCCGCCGCCCCCGGCGACGGGCGCUCAGUGGGCCACGGGCUCGUGGCUGGCCUGCUCGCGGACCUGCGACGCGGGCUGGCAGACGCGCACCGUGCAGUGCAAGGACCAGCGGGGGGCGCUGGCCAAGGGCUGCCUGCUGGCGGACCGACCGUCCGCCUUCAAACACUGCGUCGUCAGGAAGUGCUGACACGGGCCGGGUUCCGCGCGAACUCCCACCAACACGCGUCGCGGCCCGAGGCGGACGCUCGCACGCAGACGCGCAGAGCACCUCCCCUCUGUCAUCCUUUCAUUUUCCGUCUUCCCUCCGUUUUUGGCCGUCAUUACCGCUUGUUAACAUGAUUACCGUUUAUAGUAUUGUCCUUUUUGGUAUUAUUUGAGUUUUUGCCAUUUAAGGCUUGCGUGUCUGAACUCCUGAACAAGGGCUUUGGAAAUGGGGACCCCCCCCACCCCCAGCUCAGUAAGCACUUUUGAGCGGUUCCUGCCCUAGCCCAGCUUGGCGCAGUCCAGUCUGAGCCCCCCAGGUGGCGCUAUGCAGGAUCACUGGGGCCUGAGCUGGGGUUGCUCCUGUUGGGCCCCCAACGAUACUUCUGCAGAGUGGAACUGAUGGACUUUGCGACUGUCAGCAGUGGAAACAAAGAAAGGACUGCACUGGGUGCUCAAGGGAGAGAGGGGGCUACAGAAGAAGGGAGAGAUAGAGGAAGACAGUACUGCAGACUGAGUACUGAGAGACAGAGGGAGAGAGGGCCACAGUCAGAGAAAGUGUACGGACUGUGUGUUUGCAGCAUCCAUGUAAAGUGGGCUAUACAUGGGGGGGGGGCUUGCUCAUUAUUCUCAUCAUGGAAAUGUAGCACACAGGAGCACUGCAAUUCUCUCAUUUAGGUUUUUUUUUUGGUCAUCUUUGUGUUGUUUGUCUGUAUGUCUGUCUGUGUGUAUGUCUGUCUGAAGUGUUGUAAUAUGACAAUGUGUGCCCUGAAUACUCGCAAAUACAGCAAGAGGGAAUGUGGGACUGGAGCAACUUGACACAGUCAAGUAUUUUCUGAACUUUCAAAUCUCACUAUCUCAUACUCUCACUCAAAAUCCUAACUCACACACACUAUCUCCAACUCACUUUCGCUUACCGAUUCACUCCUUCACGCUGUCACUAACUCACUUUCACUUACUGAGUACCUCACUCUGUCAUCCAAUCACUUCCACUGACCAAUUAAUUCCUAUACACUGACACGAACUCACUCUGACCAAACGAUUCACUCUCCCGCUGCCACUCAUUUGCAACUGAUUCUUUUGCAAAGAUUCAAUCUUUGCUAUCGCUCUCAGUUAUGCCCACCAUCCAGAAUUAUAUCAUGCAGUGUCACCCAACGGGGGAGUGAUUCUGUGUACUCAUUUCCUCCACCUACUCGUGCGGAAGUCAACUCAGCGGUGGGUACACUAGGCAAUCCAAAAAUUGACAGAGGACAGCGCAGCAAUGGGACUGGCCUGCAGUAAUGAUUCGGCAUUCUAAGUUGAGAGGGGUGUAAUUGUUAAAAGUUAAAGAUGCACCCCCCCACAUUGAUCACUCUAGCUCACACACUCAUUCGCUCACCAGUCUCACAAAUGACCCAUCUCGCUCACUGAUGUUUUCUGUCAUCUUUAUUCUCAUCUAUACAACAGCUGCUCACACUGUGGUGCAAAAACUCACAAUAUGCACUGUAGUACAAACACUCCUGCACACGUUCCUCAGAGUGACAAACUCACACCUCCACACACACACACACACACACAGACAUCCAUCUUAACACACACACACACACACACAC